CAAGCACAAGUUGAUCGAAAGAUGAUAAGGUCAGAAAUUAUUAGUUAGCUUUGUUACCGUUAACCAUAUCAAGAUAAAAUACACAUUGGUUUCACGUUCUAAAUAGAAUGUUGGUGUGAUUUAAUGGCGUUUUCAGACCCUUUUCUCUCCCUAGUCCUUACUUGUCUUUGCCUCUCUUAAUGAUCCCCUUCGAUUUGUCUAUGUUUCUCAUUUUUCUCUAAUUUCAUUGGCUGAACUGAAACUGAAGAACAGUUUUAGCUUUAAUAAAAUAUUUCUAAAGAGUCAUAACUCACCACUCACAACCAUUCUUUGCUCUCUAGGUUAGUAUGCUCCAAGAAUUGUUUUUACUGCGUUUCUGGGGAUUUCUAGAGCUUAGAAAGGUUUCAAACUCAAAUAUCUGAAAUGGGUUUUAUCAUUUUAGCAGAUUACUGAACUGACUGUACCAAUUUUUGGGAUAUUUACAAUUUUUGUUAUAAAAAGUUUGGAACUUGGGAAGUUUUCAAAUUUAGAUUUCUGAUUUGGGAUUUGUUCAUUUGAGCUGCUCUGUUAGUUGAUUUCAGGUAAAUAUAACUAGCUUAUGAUUUGGGUUUUUAAUUGGAUGAUGAUGUAAGAAAUCUAUUUUCAUGAAAAAAUCCCUAAAAUUAUAAUUGUGAUUGAAAGUUUUUGCUAAUUCUUUGAGAGUUACUUCAAAGGAGAGUGGUUUUUUCUUUCAUUUCGUUUUCAGCCGUGGGUUUUGGCUAAAAGUUUAUAAAUGUUAGCAGUUUAUUGACAAAUGAUAUAAGAUAUGUUUGAUGGAAGUAUGUCAAUGUCUUUUCAUUCAUUAAACUAUCAAGCACAUAUUUUAGGGAAGACAUAUAAGAAUGGGACACUAAAAAGCACAAGAACAAUUCCUGCUUUAGCUACUCCCCCUGCUUCCAUUCAUGUGCACAUCGGUGAAAGUGACAACUCCCUAAAAUGUGGGAGUAAUUAUGUGCCAAACUUUUCUUUGCCAAACAAAGAUACUAGUACUAGUUUGAUGCUUAAUCAAGUUAAUACAAUUGGAAUAAUUGGAGGAGUAUCUGUUGAUUCUACAUUGAAUUUUUUGAAUAAGCUUGUGCAAUGGGGAUCUAAGAAAGGGAAUGGUAGUCCUCCUUUGAUACUUUGUUCUGAUCCUCAAUUGACAAAAGAAUUGUUGGUCUAUGAGAGAAGCUCUCUUCCUCCGCUUUACACUCGAGUGCCACCCUCUACUUUGGAUCAUACUCGAAUCUUAGCAAACUUGAAAGGUAAAAGGAAAUUUCUUGAGCAAGGUGGUGCUCAGUGUGUUGUGAUGCCUUGUCAUUUGUUGCAUUCUUGGCAUGAUGAAAUUUCUAAAGAAUCCAGUGUACCAAUUCUUCAUAUGGCUGAGUGUGUGGCUAAGGAGCUCAAGGAGGCCAAGUUAAAGCCGCUUGAAACUGGUAGUCCUUUGCGGAUUGGUGUGGUUGCUACUGAUGCUGUACUCAAAUCGGGGUUUUAUCAGGAAAAACUUCAGAAUGAGGGAUUUGAGGUGAUGCUCCCAGAUAAAGCAACCAUGGAACACACCAUUCUUCCUGCCAUUGACGCGAUAGACAGGAAAGACAUUGAAGGGGCACGAAAUUUGCUAAGAAUAGCGCUCCAUGUUCUGUUGGUUAGGGCUGUAAACACGGUGAUCAUUGGAUCACAUGACAUGCGAGAUAUCUUACCUCCGGAUGACCCUCUUCUUAAGAAAUGUGUUGACCCAAUUGAUGCCUUGGUUAGGUCCACUCUCAGAUGGGUUCACCCUCCUCAAUCUCUGGAAACUUCAUAAUCAACAAGAAAAAACAUACUUCAUAUAUUUAAGGUGUUGGAAUGUUAAUUAUCAAUUGUGUAAAUGUAAAUGUUUUGCUUUGCUUUAUUCUUGACACUAGUCAUUCAAUCAUAGAUUAUUAGAAAAUUAUAUUGGUAAUGGACUAUUGUUAAAGAUAGAACAAACACUCUGCUUUGUAUUGGCAGUCCUACACAAUCGUGUGUGUUUUUUGUGUGUUAUUUAUUUGAUUUUCUUUCUUACA
Molecule: messenger RNA, 2042 nt
Organism: Amaranthus tricolor (Joseph's coat)
Lineage: Eukaryota; Viridiplantae; Streptophyta; Magnoliopsida; Caryophyllales; Amaranthaceae
Exons: 2
Coding region: 785-1801 (338 amino acids)
Source: RefSeq, a predicted model, not a curated record